This is a messenger RNA of Megachile rotundata (alfalfa leafcutting bee), 8429 nucleotides long. It is a transcript of the gene Pgant5, whose product is annotated as polypeptide N-acetylgalactosaminyltransferase 5. Lineage: Eukaryota; Metazoa; Arthropoda; Insecta; Hymenoptera; Megachilidae. Gene Ontology annotation, biological process: protein O-linked glycosylation. The record is from RefSeq and is a predicted model, not a curated record. Gene Ontology annotation, cellular component: Golgi apparatus. Gene Ontology annotation, molecular function: polypeptide N-acetylgalactosaminyltransferase activity.
CAAUUACUACACGUUAGAUAGCCACGCGUUACAAUUACUACACGUUAGAUAGCCACGCAUUAUAUGAAUACACGUUAGAUAGCCACGCGUUACAUUAAUGGCACGUUAGAUAUCUACAUGUUACAUUAAGGACACGUUAGAUAGCCACGCGUUACAAUUACUACACGUUAGAUAGCCACGCGUUACAAUUACUACACGUUAGAUAGCCACGCGUUACAAUUACUACACGUUAGAUAGCCACGCGUUACAAUUACUACGCGUUAGAUAGCCACGCAUUACAGUAAUGACACGUUGGAUAUCUACACUUUACAUUAAUGACACGUUAGAUAGCCACGCGUUACAAUUACUACACGUUAGAUAGCCACGCGUUACAAUUACUACGCGUUAGAUAGUCUCGCGUUACAAUUACUACACAUUCGAUAGCCACGCGUUACAUUCAUAUACAUUAGGUAAUCACGAGUUACAUUAAUAUAUGUUAGAGAGCAACGCGUUACAUUAAUACGCUCUAGAUAGUCACGCAUUAUAUUAAUACACGUUAGAUGAUCACGCGUUACAUUAAUACACGUUAGGUAAUCAUGAGUUACAUUAAUACACGCCAGAUAGCUAUGCAUUAUAUUAAUACAUGGUAGAUAGUCACGCCUUAUGUUAAUACACAUUAGAUAGUCACUUGUUACAUUAAUACACGUUACAUUAAUACAUGCUAGACAAUCCCGCAUUACAUUAAUACACCUUACAUAGCGUUACAUUACUAAUAUGGCUUAUUUGGACUUCCAAUACGGCGCGAGCUAAUUCACCUAUUAAUUUCUAAUGCAAUUAAAUUCGACGCAAUUCAAUUUCAACGACUCAAUUCGAUGUGAAUUCUAAUGUUAUUAUAUCGGCGCGAUUGAAUUCCAACAUGAUUAAAUUCCAACGCGAUUCAAUUCCAGCCUGAUUCCAUUCGACACGGUUGAAUUGCAACCCUAUUUAAUUCAUCAUCAUUCAAUUUCAACGUGGUUCGAUGCGAUUCAAUUUCAUUAUGAUUCAGUUGUAUUGCCAUAAGGUGAUUAUGUACCAUGUAUUGCCAAUCAAUCACAUUUGUCAAGAGAACAAAUUGGAAUAAUAUUUUUUUAAUUAUUUAAUCUACGUGACGUAAAUCUCUUCGGCAACGAUACAGAAGUUCGGUUCGGUUGCAAAACGAAAUCAUGAGAAUGUCGGAUUACCAAGGAAGUUAAUGGCUUUUCCCUCGGCUGGCUCAGAAGAGAUUUUCAUUGUUCUGAGUUCUAGUGGUUUUGCUUUCGUAAUUCGGAUUGUAACUCAACGGAAAGAAAUAUGUUAACGCGCUAAGGGAAGCGUUGUAAUUAAUUUGCAUAGGUGUUCAGCUAGCCAAUGUCUUGCAGAACACCUGCGUGGCUUAAGUAAUUAGUAGUUGUACACAUCUCUUAACGAACCACAAUUGUUCGCUCGUAUCUACCAGUUGUGUAAUCACAAAUGUAUCAGCUAAUAGAUGUUCUGGCUAGAUGUUCAAAUAUUUGAACGAAAGACCUACAUUUAUGGAAAGAAUAACUCGAUAAGAUUUCAUAAAUCCUACCAAGUUGAAAAAUUCCUAAAAUUAAUUUUCAUUUUCCUCUAAAUUAAAUUUGGAUUAGAAACUGUAUUAAAAUAGAAGACCGAUUAAGACUGUAGAUUAUAUAAUCUUUGUGUAAUUUUAAUGGCCCUCCUCAACGAGAAUCAAUACUGUAUUUAACCCAGUUUAUGAUUCAUUCUCACGAUUCGGCCUGAGAUUUAUUGAUCAGAAUUUGAUUUCUAACAUUAGAUACAGAAUUGACGAAUGGAGAUAAUUUUAAAUCUUGAGAAUAGAGAUUUAUCAAAGAUCUAUGAAAGAUAGCUCAAAUUCUAUUUAUUACUUGAAUCAAAAUUUAUCCUACAUCUGCAACCGUCUGAUACCGCAUGUAAUCCGCGUAAACUUCUUUCAAAUUGUCUCUCACCUAAUCUCUUGAAAUGAGACCAGUGUCUCCAACAGAGGCAAAUAAGAAACGAUUUUCCGUCCCGAUGGCUUCCUGGCCGGCAAGAUAAAGAGAUGCAACGAGAACGGAACGAACUUAACCGGAUGGGCUAUUAUUUAUACAGUUCGUAAGCUUCUUAAGGAGAAUCGCGUCGCUAAAAGGCAAGAAAUUCCAGAGUCGUUCACGCCUAUAAGAAUGAUAAAACGGUUGCAACGUGCUGCGAGUGGAAACGUCUCUGUUUACGAACGAUGACUUUAACGAGGACACGGUUCCUGAGAAAAUGCCGCAGACCGCCGAUGCUAAUUAAUUAGCGUGUACGCUAAAUAAUUCACUUUCAUCGCGAUAGCGACGACCGCGAGUAACAGCAGCUGAUAAUUGCAUGCGGAGAAUAACGGAAAUCUAUCGAGGAAGGAAGAUACCACGUGGUUCUUCCGGCUUUGGUACACAAAAUUGGCAUAUGUGGUUGUCAACCGUUGCUUCCAUUUUUACAGAUUAUUAAAAUAUCGCUUUGGUACAUUUUUUCAGCACUAAAAUUAAAAUAGUAUUUACAGGUAACUAAUAGAAUUAAUAGCUUGAAGUUUGAUGAAAAAGGUCUACAUAGACUUAAUACAAAAUGGUUGUCUGUAUACAAAUUAAGGACUGACUUUGAACAGGCUCAAGAUCAGCAUCUACUAAAAUUAAAAUAGUACUAAGAGCUAACUUAUGGAAUUAAUAUGGAGCUUGAAGUUUGAUGAAAAAUGUCUACAUAGACUUAAUACAAAAUGGUUGUCUGUAUAGAAAUUAAGAACUGACUUUGAACAGGCUGAAGAUCAGCAUCUACUACAAUUAAAAUAGUACUAACAGCUAACUAAUGGAAUUAAUAUGGAGCUUGAAGUUUGAAAAGUCUACAUGAACUUAAUACAAAAUGGUUGUCUGUUAGUUACAGAAAUUAACAACCAACUUUGAACAGGCUCAAGAUCAACAUCCACUAAAAUUAAAAUAGUACUAACAGCUAACUAAUGAAAUUAAUAUGGAGCUUGAAGUUUGAAAAGUCUACAUGAACUUAAUACAAAAUGGUUGUCUGUUAGUUACAGAAAUUAACAGCCAACUUUGAACACUCUCAAGAUCAGCAUCUACUAAAAUUAAAAUAAGACUAACAGCUAACUAAUGGAAUUAAUAUGGAGCUUGAAGUUUGAUGAAAACAGUCUACAUGAACUAAUACAAAAUGGCUGUCUCUCAAUUACAGAAAUUAAUAACCGACUUCGAACAGGCUCAGCAUCUGCAUACAUUUACGUUUUUAGAUAGCAUUCAGUUAGUUAGGAUGUAUCAUACUCUUGUGUAUCCUAACAGAAUCACUUCAUAUUCCAUCCACUAAAUUUCGAAGUUCUCGUCACAGCCGACACUCCUAUAUUUUGUUUGAUGUUUCCAAAAGUUCCACCGCGGUCCUCUAUAUUGCUAGCCAGGACUUCGUUCAGCCUCAACAGAGUCCUCGAAGCGCUCAUCAAACUUCAAGUAUCCUCUCAGCUCUUGCGUGAAAUAAGUUACUAUCCGCGCGAGUGCUUUUCGGAUGAAAUUGAGCUCAAAAUGCGCUUGAUACCCCUAGCACAUUAGCUCUAUCGUAUUACUAUCGUGUUAUAAUUUUCAAGUGCUAAUAAACUUUGUUAGAACAUAGGCCUUUUUGGUUAGGGUCAGUUACAAGUCAAAUAGCAAACUUUUUAUGAACCUCGCUAAUCUCACGCAUUUAAUGUUUUUCUAUUUCAAUUGUUACUUUUCCCUGGGAAAUAUCACUAGAAUGGUUAGCGAAACGCGUCGAAUCCUUUCGCUGAUUCCCACACGUGCCCUAUUCAUUAUCCGACAGUGAAAACUCGUCAACAAAGAUCGAGCAAACACUUAGACCAGCGAAAUGCAAUCGUACGAGACGAACGGUAAAAAUGUGCACGGUGUGCACUCGGUUAUCGUGUAGAGAGCACCGUGGUAUACCUGCGGUUUAAACGCGGCCAAGAAACGAAUAGAAACUAAUCGAUAAUGGUAAAUUGCUGUAUGUAUUAUGCACGUAAUAAAUAAACAGUCGAGACUUCUCGCGUGACUUCCGGCUCGAUUGUUCACCACAAGUACGCUUAAGGAACGUGCAACGUCGUUUAGCGACCGUAGCGGAGGACGAGGAAGAAACCAGGUUACCGAGGCAGUAGUCAUGUAAUACUUGGCAAACGAGAAGGCUGAUCUCUCUCCCCUUAUAUUCGGUUGUGAACGCUUCCCCGUAGCAGCUCCUCCCCGGUCGAACCUCGUCGUAGCUUCCGAUCAAUCGCGGAUCGGGUGAUGAUCUCAGGUCACCAGACAACAGGCUCCGUCAGAAAAUGUUCCGCUCCAAGAUUCGCAUUCACACGUGUCAAGUGAUACUGCUCACGUCGCUGGUAUGGUUCCUGGUGGACGUGAUGGUGUUGAUGCUCUAUUCGGACUGCAUCGGAGGGUCCGGAUGGGGUUGUACCGAGAACGGUAAACAGCAGGCGUCGCUGACCGAGGAGAACUUGCCGCACGCGAAGGCCCUGACCAAGGAAGAACAGCAGAUCCAGUCGAGCAACGAGCACAGCAAGAAACGAUACAAACAGUCCGAGCUGCAUUUUUGGCGACCCGCUAAAGUCGUCCGCGAGAACAAGGGUAAACCCGGCGAGAUGGGCGCAGCUGUGCACAUCUCGCCGGAGGACGAGGCCAGGCAACAGGAGCUCUUCAAGUUGAACCAGUUCAAUUUGAUGGCCAGCGACAUGAUCUCCUUGAAUCGGUCGCUUAGGGACAUCAGGUUGGAGGGUUGCAAGACCAAGAAGUAUCCCAAGUACCUUCCGGACACCAGCAUCGUCAUAGUGUUCCACAACGAGGCGUGGAGCACGUUGCUGAGGACCGUUUGGUCGGUCAUCAAUCGAUCGCCACGCACGCUGCUCAAAGAGAUCAUUCUGGUUGACGACAAGAGCGAGCAAGAUCACUUAAAGCAAGACUUGGAGGACUACGUGAAAACGCUGCCCGUCCCGACGUACGUGUACCGUACCGAGAAGAGAUCAGGCCUCAUAAGAGCUAGACUGCUUGGCGCGAAACACGUGAAGGGUCAAGUUAUAACGUUCCUGGACGCGCACUGCGAGUGUACCGAGGGUUGGCUGGAACCUUUACUUGCCAGAAUCGCCGAGAACAGAUCCACGGUCGUUUGUCCUAUCAUAGAUGUAAUUAGCGACGACACGUUUGAGUAUAUUCCUGCUAGCGAUAUGACGUGGGGUGGUUUCAAUUGGAAGUUAAACUUCAGAUGGUAUAGAGUAGCGCAAAGAGAAAUGGACCGAAGAUUAGGAGACAGAACGGCGCCUCUGCGUACACCAACCAUGGCUGGUGGAUUAUUUUCUAUUGAUAAGGAAUAUUUUUAUGAACUGGGUGCCUACGACGAGGGCAUGGAUAUUUGGGGCGGUGAAAAUCUAGAAAUGAGUUUCCGGGUAUGGCAAUGUGGUGGAACGUUAGAAAUCAGUCCAUGUUCACAUGUUGGACAUGUAUUCCGAGACAAGAGUCCAUAUACAUUCCCUGGUGGUGUCAGCAAAGUAGUUCUACACAAUGCGGCCAGGGUGGCCGAGGUCUGGAUGGAUGAGUGGAGAGAUUUUUAUUAUGCCAUGAACCCAGGUGCUCGAAACGUAGCCGUGGGAGAUGUGUCCGAGAGAAUUAAACUAAGAGAACGUCUGAAAUGUAAAAGCUUUAGAUGGUAUCUAGAGAAUAUUUACCCAGAGUCCCCAAUGCCGCUAGAUUAUUAUUAUUUGGGUGAUGUACAAAAUAUUGACACACAAACCUGUUUGGACACUAUGGGUAGAAGAACCGGUGAAAAUGUUGGAAUUAGCUAUUGUCACGGAUUAGGUGGCAAUCAAGUAUUCGCUUAUACUAAACGACAGCAAAUAAUGUCUGAUGAUAUGUGCCUUGAUGCAGCUAGUCCCCAAGGUCCUGUCAAGAUAGUACGAUGCCAUGGUAUGGGAGGAAAUCAGGCAUGGGUUUAUAACGAAGAGACAAAAAUGAUUAAACAUACGAACACAGGACAUUGUUUAUCGAAACCUCGUUCAAACGAUGCAAUGCAACCUGUCCUAGCACCGUGUGAUCCUCAUAAUAUUGGUCAAAAAUGGAUUAUGCGUAGUAAAUUCAAAUGGCAAGCCAGCUAAUACGAGCUGUUUCUAAAUGCAACACAUUUAUGCAAUACUUGUUGAUAUAUUUACUACUACAUUAAAGGACUGAUAGUCAAGAAAUUUCUGUACAUGCAACAUCAAGAUGAUAGUAUUAUAAUUCAUAAAAAUAGUUCAGUACCAUCAAUCCACCAAAUGGAGUUGACGACGUGAAAGAACUUAAUCUAUACCUUAAACACGAGAGAUUGAAGUUAAUGCGUUUAGUUACAUAGGAUUUAUUUACUGUUGCUAGCAGUAUCAUGUAUUUACUGCCAUUUCUCAUGGUAUGCCUUGAUUGAAAAUGCACAAGUGUUGAGAAAGAAGAAAACUAUUUCCAACUAUGUGUGAAGAUGUAUACAAGUGAUAUGAAGAGACACCUAUGUGAACAUUUUUUUUAGUAAACAGUAGAGAGAAAAGCAUAUCAGACCACUGUUAUAAAUAAAUAAUUGUUAAUACUAAAGAAGAGACAUAUUUGAUAAUGUGGGAUGAGUGCAAUGCUGGAUGACUGGAAGAUAAUAUCAGUGCGCUAAACCAAGGUUAUGUUUACAGCAUAAGUGAUUACUAUUACAGAGAGUGAAUGUUGGAAUGCAAGCGAAAUUACUGUGACACUAUCGACUAUGAUUUAGAACUUGUACUGUAUAAUUUUCUAGCGAUUAGGGAAGAGCACUGAAUCUUUUUAUACUGGUAUUUCUAACAGUUCCUUGUUGCAUCUCGUUCAUAUUAAUUUAGUUGUUAUUUUCUUUUAUACUUGUUUCAAACGAAGAAAGGUACUUAUAUCUGAAUUCGCCAUAGUAAUAUGAGAUUAUGUUAACGCAUCAUCGUUUAAGCAUACGAAAAAGUAUCAACUGUUAUUCACCGCUUUGUUAUACUUUCUUGAAUUCGAGGCAGAACGUCUUCCGAAUUUUCUUAUCGAACAAAAAUAUAAGUAGAUAUUUUUAUGAUACUUCUAAGAUGUUUCAUAGCUAUAAUUCUUCACAGAUUCAAACUCCUUUUACCUUCUGUGUACUAGAAGUGUGCCGAAAAUUUAGAGUGCAAUAUACUUCUUGAGUAAGACUUUGAAGAAGACAGUUUCCCGUGACUAAUGUAAAAAUGUUGUUACCAGAUUCUAACGCCCUUCCCUUGCAUUACCGUAGAGUUGAACAAUUUUUCACGCGCUGAAAAGAUAGUCAACAAAAUGUAAAGCACUGUUUCUCGAAAAUGUUGACUGAUACACUUACGUUUGACGACAAAAAUAAUUAAUUCUGUAACUUAAACGAGGAGACACUGAACUACAUUUAUAAUAUUUAAAAUAUAUACGACUCUGAAAUUUCAAUUUAGGACAACUUUGAUAAUAAAAAGUUAUACUUAAUUUUAUGUUACACAAAGAAAUGGUGAUGGUGCAACAAAUUAUCAUUUACAGCUUAAUUAUAUGUUUAAUUAUUCAUACAUAACUAUAGUAUUUAUUUUUGUACAGGACUCGACUUUUAUUAAAUCGAUACAUUACUUGAAUAAUAGAUUUUUUAAUUAAUAAAUAUAUUAGCAGAAUUUGUAGAUAAAUUAUAAGUUGUUUAAAAUGAUAUGGUUAAGUUUAAUUAAAUUCAAUUAAGAAAACCAAUCACAAAUAUAGAGAAUAUAAAGUCAAUAACAAUGUGUAAACACGAAUCAUCGGUUCAACCUGUUUAUUAUAAAUGUAUGCAUAUUAUUUUAAUAUUUUCAUUGGAUUUAUUUUACGAUUAUUGUUUGUAAUUAUUUAUAAAAAUAAUAUAUCGUUAAUUAAAAUAAUGAUGAGAAUUACAUUAACAUUUAAACGAUUGUUAAAAUAUUGUUACACAAGAAUGUAUGUACGUGUCUACAAAUAUCAUUUAGAUAAUGAAAAGACAAAUAUCUGUUUUUGUUACUUAUAAUACAAAAAAGAAUUUGAAAUGAAUAUACCUUUGAAGACAAUAAAAUAUCCCAACAUGUUUCAUUAAGUUCAACCAAUUUAAUAAAAUUUCAUACUCUUAUAAUUAUUAAUUCAAUUAUUUUGGAAAAAGUGUUAUGUAUUUAUGUUUUGCAAAGCUCAUGAGAUAAGACUUACUAUACAAAGUUUAUAAAAGUAAAAUUAUGUAUUUGUGGUGAAAAUUAAUCUAUUAGAACACAAAAGAAUGUAACUGUAAAUAGACACAUUAUAAUUCUGAUGUGCCUCCAAAAUAAUUUUUAAAUACUCUAAUAUAAAUAAUGAGGUCUUAACAUAUACUACCAAGUACUGCUUGAAAAAACUUACAAGUCCUAUGUAUUAUAACAAUGAAUUACUAGAAACUUAUUAAAUAAAAAAAAA